Scleropages formosus (Asian bonytongue) is the source of this 2203-nucleotide messenger RNA. It is a transcript of the gene avpr2b.1, whose product is annotated as arginine vasopressin receptor 2b, tandem duplicate, 1. The record is from RefSeq and is a predicted model, not a curated record. Bases 400 to 1488 code for a protein of 362 amino acids. Gene Ontology annotation, biological process: positive regulation of vasoconstriction; G protein-coupled receptor signaling pathway; cellular response to hormone stimulus. Lineage: Eukaryota; Metazoa; Chordata; Actinopteri; Osteoglossiformes; Osteoglossidae. Gene Ontology annotation, cellular component: plasma membrane. The transcript has 3 exons. Gene Ontology annotation, molecular function: vasopressin receptor activity; peptide binding.
CCGACGGUCUGCUGCUUCUAGUUUUACCGCCGCCCUUUUUUUGUGGUUGUAAGACAGCGAAGAUUAAGAUUUUCCUGCAGUGUAUUUGAUACCUUAAAAACGUCCGACUGGCCUUUAAACUAGGCGACUGAGUGAAUAAUAUUUGAAAGUGGUUUGGUGAAACUUUUAUUUGGAGUGUGCUCUCCAGUUCUCCGCGUGACGUCAAAUUAUGGGACAAAAUUCAUAUUUGGGGAAAAGCGAGAUUCACAUGAUUUCUGAAGUUCUACCUGUCAGUCGAAUAUGUCUUUCAUGCAAAUGCUGGUCAUGUUAAAUACAGCUUCAAAAACCUGACUCUGCAACCUUCACUGUUUUCUGCUUGAGGGGAAACACCUUCAACCUCGUAGUCAAAAGCAGGAGAAAAUGUUAAUGACGAGGUCUUUCAACUUCAGCGUUAGCAACCUCACUCAGGAGACGGAAGACGAGAGCGAGCAGCCGCGCGACGAGCGCCUGGCCAAGGUGGAGAUCGCGCUGCUGAGCGUCAUCUUCGUGAGCGCGGCCGUCCUCAACACGGCGCUGCUGCUGCUGCUCUGGCGGCGACGCAAGCAGGUGUCCCGGAUGCGCGCGUUCGUCUUCCACCUCUGCCUCGCAGAUCUCGUCGUCACGUUCUUUCAAGUUUGCCCGCAGCUCAUGUGGGACAUAACGGACAGAUUCCUGGGUCCAGACGUCGUGUGUCGGCUCAUAAAGUACCUGCAAGUCGUCGGCAUGUUUGCAUCCACCUACAUGAUUGUGGUGAUGACCGUUGACCGCUAUCAGGCAAUAUGCAACCCCAUGGUCACUUUCCAAAGGCGACGCGCGCGCUGGAACGUCCCGAUCUGUGUUGCGUGGGCCGUGUCUCUCAUCGGCAGCGUCCCGCAGAUCUUCAUCUUCUCCCGCGUCCAAGUGGCUCCCGGCGUCUUCGACUGCUGGGCUGACUUCGUGGAACCCUGGGGACUGAAAACGUACGUAACCUGGACCACUUUAGUCAUUUUCGUCCUGCCGAUUUUGACAGUCCUGGUUUGUCAAGUGCGCAUCUGCCGGGCACUGCGGAUAAACUUGUAUUUGAAGACGCGUGACCAGGAGAGCUUCGAGUCGAGCGCUCAGUCCUUACCCUCCAGAGCCAGCAGCGUGACCGGGGUCUCCAGAGCCAGGAUCAAAACGGUGAAGAUGACUGUUGUGAUUGUGGUGGCCUACAUCAUCUGCUGGGCGCCCUUCUUCACCGUGCAGCUGUGGUCCGUGUGGGACCUGAACGCGCCGAAGGAAACUGCGACCUUCACCAUCCUCAUGCUGCUGGCCAGUCUGAACAGCUGCGCGAACCCCUGCAUCUACCUGCUGUUCAGCGGACAGCUGCCCCGCAGGCUGGGGGUGGGGCUCUGCCAGUGGCGGGACCACGGCAAAGGCUCCCUGCGCGAUGAGGGUACGCUGGUGAGCUCCCUCUACCUGAGCUUCAGGAGCCCAUCGGACUCCAGGUGAACCUGUCGGACAUCUCGAUCCCACAUCUGACCUCUGCGUUUUCAAGAGAUCACUGAAGCGCAGCAGACCAUUAUUCCUCUUCGUAUCAACAGCACAUUGAACAAAGAUUACUAAUACUAAGGACUUUAAUCACCACCAAAUGACCUGGCAGGAGAAUUACAAAAAACUGGAAAAAUCAGUCAUCACAGUUGUGGGUUGUCACUGACAGGGAAGGGAGGCAGGAGGUGUAGGUGGUUUGGACCCAAGCGCAGGUGAGGUCAUCCCAGAUCCAACAAACCCAACAAACCCACAGACAAAAUUGGUGGUCAGGGACAGGCGUUGGUUGAUCGGGGUGCAAACGUCGUUUCGGGGGCAAAACAGUUCUCCGAACAAGGGGAAGCAAGCAGAGGUCGAAAGCCAGGUAAACACAGGAACGAGGAGCAGGGUGCAAGGGAUGAAAUGCUGAAUUUGCAACCCAAGGCGUUGGAAGAUUCUGCAACCUUGUGCCAGGAUGGCGCUCCCUCUAUCCCUGGUCUUGUUGAUUGUCACUUGUUGUUGAUGCAGCUGCUUGGCUUGUGGGUGUGACAUGGCUUCUGCAUGAGAAAGCUAAAAAAAGAUCACACAACUGUUUAUCAGAGUUUAAAAGUGUGAUAUGUGAAAACGUAAAUAUUGUAGGUUUGCAUCUACAGUAUUACUACUUAAAAGGAAACGUACGUUGAAAAUUCCUUUAUUUCGU